Medicago truncatula (barrel medic) is the source of this 1707-nucleotide messenger RNA. RefSeq names its product UDP-rhamnose/UDP-galactose transporter 4. NCBI's taxonomy places the organism in Eukaryota, Viridiplantae, Streptophyta, Magnoliopsida, Fabales, Fabaceae. The transcript is spliced from 6 exons. The coding region runs from base 350 to 1378 and encodes 342 amino acids. The record is from RefSeq and is a predicted model, not a curated record.
AAUAGACAAUUCUUCUUCAUGACAUUCCGUUUAUUAUGUAACAAGCAACAUCUCCUUUUUUUCGUUUUAGUUUUGGUUUACCCCUGAAAAUCAAACUCACUCAUUUGUCCCCACUUCAUUUUAUUAUCAUCAAUUCAUCACACUCAACCUAAACGUUACAAAAAGCACCCAAAAUUCAGUUGUAACUUAUCAAAGUUAGAAACCAAAUCACACAAAUUUUGAGCUGUGUUCUUUGCUUUUCUCUCUUUCUCUUUUUUUUUUUUUUUUUAUCUACAACAAGCAACCUCUAUUAGUUUCUUCAUUACAUUACCAAAUUUUCUCUCAUCAGAUAAGAAAGUUAGGUUUCGAUAUGGAUUCUACAACCAAGGGGGAUAGGAAGAUUGCACUUGAUCUUGCAUCAUGGCUGUUCAAUGUAGUCACAUCUGUAGGAAUAAUCCUUGUGAACAAAGCCCUGAUGGCUACAUAUGGUUUCACUUUUGCUACAACCUUAACUGGUCUGCAUUUUGCCACAACAACCUUGCUGACAUCAUUUCUUAAGUGGAACGGAUAUAUCCAAGACACUCAUCUUCCCUUGCCCGAUCUUAUCAAAUUUGUCUUGUUUGCAAAUUUCUCUAUUGUGGGAAUGAACGUGAGUUUAAUGUGGAACUCUGUCGGUUUCUAUCAGAUUGCUAAGCUGAGUAUGAUUCCAGUAUCUUGUUUCUUGGAAAUUGUCUUGGACAAUGUGAAAUAUUCAAGGGACACAAAGCUUAGCAUUUCUUUGGUUCUCCUUGGAGUUGCUGUAUGUACAGUCACUGAUGUGAGUGUCAAUGCUAAGGGUUUCAUAGCUGCUGCAGUGGCAGUUUGGAGCACCGCACUGCAGCAAUAUUAUGUGCAUUUUCUGCAGAAGAAGUAUUCACUUGGAUCUUUCAACUUGUUGGGCCAUAUAGCACCAAUUCAGGCAACAAGUUUACUGGUUGUUGGCCCCUUUCUUGACUAUUGGUUAACAAGAAAACGAGUUGAUGCCUACAACUAUGGUUUAACAUCCACUCUGUUCAUUGCUCUUUCGUGCACUAUCGCGGUUGGAACAAACCUUAGUCAGUUCAUAUGCAUUGGAAGGUUCACAGCAGUAUCAUUCCAAGUCCUUGGCCAUAUGAAGACUAUUCUGGUCCUUACAUUAGGAUUCAUCUUAUUUGGAAGAGAGGGUCUCAAUCUACAAGUAAUAGUAGGCAUGAUCAUUGCUAUAAUGGGAAUGAUUUGGUAUGGUAAUGCAUCUUCAAAGCCAGGAGGAAAAGAGUCUCGUAGUAGCUUGUCCAUUCCUAUUCCUACCACCAAAACACAAGAUUAUGAUUUACUACCGGUAGUAUCUGCUGAAACUGAUCACAGUGAUGAGGAAGUGUAAGUAUAAAGGGAUGUGAAACUUCUUCUACUCAAGUACAUUGAUUGGAAAAGUCAUGUAUUCAUUUGGUGAAUUGGUUCAUUAUCUUUAUAUAAUGUAAAAAUAUUUGGUCAAUUGUUUUCCUAUAUAGAUAAUCCAUAAUGAUUUGUGUUAUGGAGUUGGAGAUAACCCAAAGCUCUAUCUGAGUCUAUUUUUUUCCAUUUAUAUUACCCAUCUCGAAGAAAAUCAAGUUAUUCAUCUCUUGUACCCAAAGUUAAUUCUAUGUUUUUAUCAUUGUGGGUACCUAUCGUCGGUAUGCUAGAAUCAAGGUGGUCCAUCUUGAUUUUUCAAAA